Messenger RNA from Cornus florida, 621 nucleotides. Its product is annotated as germin-like protein 9-3. Gene Ontology annotation, cellular component: cell wall. Gene Ontology annotation, molecular function: manganese ion binding. NCBI's taxonomy places the organism in Eukaryota, Viridiplantae, Streptophyta, Magnoliopsida, Cornales, Cornaceae. The coding region runs from base 1 to 621 and encodes 206 amino acids. The transcript has a single exon. The record is from RefSeq and is a predicted model, not a curated record.
AUGGCAUUCAAGCUUGAAUUGUUACUCACCUUAGGACUUGCAUUUGCUACUCUCUAUAUUUCAGUUGCUGGGGAUGCAGACAUUCUUUCUGAUUUCAUAGUCCCGCCUAACCUCAACGGCAUUGAUGGCAACUUUUUCACCUUCACUGGCAUGAGAGUUCUUCUUAAUGGAGAUUUUCCGACGACUUUCAAGGUUUUGAAAGCAAGCAUGGCUGAAUUCCCAGCUCUCAACGGUCAAAGUGUUUCUUAUGCAGUUCUUGAGUACCCUGCUGGCUCUGUCAACCCACCUCACACACAUCCUCGCGCAGCAGAGCUCUUGUUUCUCCUCAAUGGAAACCUUGAAGUGGGGUUUGUGGACACCACCAACAAGCUCUAUACUCAGACGCUCCAACAGGGUGACAUGUUUGUGUUUCCUAAGGGACUUAUUCACUACCAAUACAACAACGAUACAAAAAAUGGUGCCAUAGCAGUAUCUGCAUUUGGCAGUGCAAAUGCUGGAACCGCUUCAAUUCCUGGUUCUGUCUUCAACACCAGCAUUGAUAGUGGGAUACUGGCUAAGUCCUUUAAAACUGAUGUUGCCACUAUUCAGAAAAUCAAAGCUGGCUUCGGAGCCAAGGCCUGA